AUCAGAAUUAGACUCUGAUUCAGACUUUUCUUCAACGUCAUCAUGUAAAACUUCCCCAACUCCUCUGGUCGAGAAUUCUGCUACCAGUACCGAGCCCUUGAAAGGUAAGCGCAAGUCGUCAGGCGGCGAUAGCGUCAACAAGACGAAGAGUUCAAACUGUCCACGCUCGUAAGUCGUCGUGUUGCAUAGCGUAUGUGUGGAGUUAAUUUCACGUUUUCAGGCAAAAGCUGGACAAGUAAGUGUAUGAAUAAUGAAGCACUCAUCAUCUGAAUGUGCGUAUUGUUUAGUGAGGAGCCAGGCUACCGAGAACGCACCAUGGACCCAGGAGAGACACGCCGCCAUAGUGGAGUGCAACGAGUCGUCAUUACUGCUAUUCGCGCAACUGGUCUCACUCUUGGUCUCCGACGGAUCCCCGCUGGCUUCCAUGCGGUGGUCAAGGCCGGGGGCGCUGAAUACCAGACAAGUAAUAAAUCUGUAAACAUAGACCAGGCUGUCACCGAAUGGGACGAGCGCAUUCUUCUGCCGUGCGAGCCAUGUUCUAAAGUUCGGGUCAGCGUAUAUGCCUCAUUCGAAUUGGGUCCCAUGGUCUGUCACGGAGAUCUCCUGCGCACAUUCGAGAUCUCCGUCGGAGAAUUACUGGAUCGCAGCGAAAAAUCGCAUCCCAUCAUCUUGCAGCCAAAGCAGGAGGAAGUCGUAUCCGCCUGUACUUCACUGUACAUGGCGGUGGUGCAGCAACUUUCCGAUCAAAACGAUGCCGGACUGAUUUGCCUCCUUAGUAACCCUACAUCGCGCGAUAUGGAUGGGUUGGCACUAAAGACGGAUGCCGGACAUCGUCUUCUCGCACGAUACCGCAGGACGCAGAAUAGCAGGGAUCUCGAACAAUCCAUAAAGCACUUUGAACGGGCCUCAGAUCUCUGCCCCGUGGAUCAUACCUGCCGCCCCGCAGCACUGUUCAAUUUAGCCACGGCAAAGUUUGUCAGUUGCCAAGCACAUAGAAGAUACCUCGACCUCGACAUCUCUAUCUCUCUUUUUCAAGACGCCCUGGACUUGCGUCCCACUGAUCAUCCGGACCGAAGCAUGACCCAGCUCCAUCUUGCCAUUGCACUGCUGUCGCGGUUCGCUAAGCGGGGAUUUGAAACAGAUGCUGAUGCAGCUGAAGAGUUGCUGAGUGAAGUCCUCGACGUCUGCCACGCCAACAGCCACGUUCACAGAGCAGCUUUGAUUACAAUCGAAACAUGCGCUCUGGAUUCUGCUGGAAGCAUUGAUGGAAAUGAUCUCAGGCAGGAGCGUCCCGCCACAUCCAUGCUCCCGUUCUCGCCGAAUCAGCUUCUUGAUCGAGCGCGGCGGUGUUUGGAGAGAGAUGAACCCGGUGCCUUAGAUGAAGUGAUAUCCCUUCAUUAUGAUGCGUUGAGACACUACAACACUGGGCAUGCUUACCGAGGUGGAUUGCUAUGUAAUCUGGCUUCGAUGCUGCAAAUACGCUUCGAGCGUCGAAGCAAUGUAAAUGACUUAAAUGAGGCUAUCGCACUUCAGAGGGAAGCGCUGGCCUUGUACCCAGUCGGUCACACAGAUCGGUCCAAGUCAUUAAACAAUCUCGCGACUCAUCUCUCCUCCCGCUUUCGCCACCGAGGCAACGACGAAGACUUGAACCAAGCUAUUGCACUUCACAGGGAAGCGCUGGCUUUGCGCCCGGUUGGUCAUACAGAUCGGUCUAUGUCAUUAAACAACCUCGCGAAUCAACUCUCCAUCCGCUUUGACCAGCGAGGCAACAACAAAGACUUGGAUCAAGCUAUCGCACUUCACAGGGAAGCGCUAGCUUUGCGCCCGGUCGGUCAUGCAGAUCGGUCCAUGUCAUUACACAACCUCGCAACUCGACUCUCCUGCCGCUUUGACCAGCGAGGCAACAACAAAGACUUGGAUCAGGCUAUCGCACUUCACAAGGAAGCGCUGACUUUGCGCCCGGUCGGUCAUGCAGAUCGGUCCAUGUCAUUACACAACCUCGCGACUCAACUCUCCUCCCGCUUUUGCCACCAAGGCAAUGACGAAGACUUGGAUCAGGCUAUCGUACUUCACAAGGAAGCGCUGGCUUUGCUCCCGGUCGGUCACACAGAUCGGUCUGGGUCAUUAAACAACCUCGCGGCUCAACUCUCCUCCCGUUAUGACCACCGAGGCAAUGUCGAAGACUUGAAUCAGGCUAUUGUAUUUCACAGGGAAGCGCUGGCUUUACUCCUGGUUGGUCAUAAAGACCGGUCCAAGUCAUUAAACAACCUCGCGACUCAACUCUCCUCCCGCUUUCGCCAUCAAGGCAACGACGAAGACUUGGAUGAGGCUAUCGCACUUCACAGGGAAGCGCUGGCUUUGUGCCCGGUCGGUCGUACAGAUCGGUCUAUGUCAUUAAACAACCUCGCAAAUCAACUCUCCUCCCGCUUUGAACAGCGAGGCAAUGUCGAAGACUUGGAUGAGGCUAUCGCACUUCACAGGGAAGCGCUGGAUUUGUACCCGGUUGGCCACACAGAUCGGUCCAAGUCAUUAAACAACCUCGCGAAUCAACUCUCCUUCCGCUUUGACCACCGAGGCAACAAUGAAGACUUGGAUCAGGCUAUCGCACUUCAGAGGGAAGCACUGGCGUUACUCCCUGUCGGUCAUACAGAUCGGUUCAUGUCACUAAACAACCUUGCGAAUCUACUCUCCUCCCGCUUUCGCCACCGAGGCAACGACGAAGACUUGGAUCAGGCUAUCACACUUCACAGGGAAGUGCUGGCCUUACUCCCGGUCGGUCAUACAUGUUGGUCCAUGUCACUAAACAACCUCGCGAAUCGACUUGCCACCCGCUUUGAGCGCCGAGGCAAUAGAGAAGACCUCGACGAGUCAGCAGAAAACCUACGCUCUGCAUUGACUCUGUUGACCCAACAUGAUCCUCGUCAAUUAAUGGUCCAUGUGUCGCUAGCUGAGGUCUAUCUAUCAUUCCAUCAUUCAGGGCUUGACAGCACCGUCGCGGGUGAAAAUACAGACAGUCUGAAUGCUGCCAUGCAUUAUAUCAAGGCUGCAGCAAGUGUUGUCUCUGCAGGCUUGCUAUCCCGCCUGCGGGCAGGUCUCCGUUGGGUGUACCAUGCUAGUGAACAUUCCCAUGGAACUCAACUGGAGGCUUAUACGACUUCCAUGCAACUCCUCGACGCUUACAUGUCUGUGACUGCCUCUGUAUCGUCUCGUCAUAAUGCCAUGAAGGAAAUCUCGAGGACACUUGCUGUGGAUGCUGCAUCGUGUGUCCUUCGCAGUGGUGAUGUGCGUCGCGCUGUUGAGUUGUUGGAGCAAGGCAGGACUAUCAUCUGGACCCAGAUGGCGCGACUCCGCACCCCUCUUGACAGCCUCGAGACUUGCGGCGAUCAUGCAGUGACGCUGAUGAAGAGAUUCAGACACCUCAGCUCCCUCCUUGAUAAUCCUCCUGCGAGUGAUUUUGAAAACACCCCAAGAGUUGAUGUAGAAGCGGAAGCAACCCGGUACAGACGUUUAGUGGAAGACUGGAAUGGAACUGUAGAAGAGAUCCGGAAGAUCGAGGGCUUCUCUCGCUUUCUACUUCCCCCUUUGUUCUCUGAUCUUCAAGAUGCAGGUCGUGAUGGGCCCGUCAUCGUGCUCAUCGCAAGCAAAUCGUCUUGCAAUGCCAUCAUUAUCUCGCACAAGCAACCUCCCACUAGCAUUCAACUCCACACCAAUGUGUCAAAACUCAUCGAAUUGGUAUUCACAUUCCGAGAUGCAGUUGAAAAAGAUGCCGGUCCUAAAGGGAACCAACGAGCGCUGAUGGAAGCUUUGAGAGAGUUGUGGAAAGUUGUCGUCUGCCCAGUGGUCGAGACACUGAAUGAAAUCGUACCACUAGGUUCCCGAAUAUGGUGGUGCCCGACGUCUGUCUUCAAUUUCUUGCCGUUGCAUGCUGCUGGCGAGUACAGGGCAAGGGGAAAGUCCCUUUCGCAGCAGUAUAUCUCUUCAUACACCCCAUCGCUCACCGCCUUGAUCAAGGCUCGCGCAGGUCAUGAGAGGUCCCCAUCAGUGCCCUUUGUUGCCAUUGGUCAGAAUCACCCAGCCGGUGCCUUAUCCAUUUUGGAGGCUGUAGAGCCUGAGCUGGAAUUGGUGCGGACACUUUUGCUCCCUGCCUCAACUGUUUCCUUCUCCAAGAUAACCAGUGAUGAUGCCACGAAAUCGAGAGCACUGUGCGCAUUGCGAGACAAUACUUGGCUCCAUCUCGCGUGCCACGGGAUACAGAGAUUCGACGAACCCUUUCAGUCGGCCUUUCUUAUGCGCGACCAGCCGCUUUCACUCCUCGAUAUCGCUCAAAUGGGUCUGUCUCGGCAUCAAUUUGCAUUUCUUUCUGCCUGCGAAACCGCAGUCGGUGACUUGAAUACGCCCGAUGAAUUGAUACACCUGGCGGCUGGCCUGCAAUUUGCUGGUGUUAAGAGCGUCGUUGGGACACUGUGGAAGGUGAAUGAUAGUACUGUGCAGCGCGUAGUCGAGGCAUUCUACAAAAACUUUUGCGGGGAUGGCACGAUGAAUUCCAAACGAGCUGCCCGGGCGCUGCACCGAGCGGUCCAGUCGUUGGCCAGUGACAAGGACAUUCCCUUGGCUCAGCGCAUAGUGUUCGUGCAUAUCGGCAUAUGAUUAAUUUCUCAUGACUACACGCAAUCUGUUCCCAUUCGAAAUUCCUUAGAAACUGUAUACCUCCACGAUAUGUACACCCGAUUUCUACUUCGAUUUGUUUAUUGCCUCGGAGCCAUAGGAGC
Molecule: messenger RNA, 4769 nt
Organism: Suillus plorans
Lineage: Eukaryota; Fungi; Basidiomycota; Agaricomycetes; Boletales; Suillaceae
Product: CHAT domain-containing protein
Exons: 6
Coding region: 271-4647 (1458 amino acids)
Molecular function (GO): protein binding
Source: RefSeq, a predicted model, not a curated record